This is a messenger RNA of Macrosiphum euphorbiae (potato aphid), 1200 nucleotides long. Lineage: Eukaryota; Metazoa; Arthropoda; Insecta; Hemiptera; Aphididae. The record is from the annotation of a GenBank genome assembly.
AUGAUGUUGGAGCUGUUAAGAGAGGAAGAAGAAGAUGAUCAAUUAUUGUUAAUGCAUAGAAAUAAAAGAAGGAACCCAAUAUCAAAUUUAUUUUUGACUAGAAAAUCUGAGGGAUUUUUCGAAAAAUUAAUUAAAGGACAUCUUGUUACUGAUGAUAUAAAAUUUCGCGAGUUUUUUCGUUUAAAUCGCCGACAGUUUUAUUUUGUUUUGUCUUUGAUAAAAAAUCAAAUACAAAAGACACCAACAAUGCGAUGGCAGGAACCAAUAACACCUGAGGAAAAAUUGGCAGUUACUUUAAGAUAUUUAGCAACCGGGGAAUCUUUCCGUUCAUUGGCAUUUGCAUUUCGUAUAUCCUACAGUUAUAUCAGUAUAAUCGUAAAAGAAACAUUGGCCGUUUUAAAACAAAAUUUAAUGCCAAUUUUUUUACCAGAUCCAAAUAUGAUUGAUUUUAAGACCAGGGCAGAAGAAUUUUGGACGAAGUGGAACUUUCCUAAUUGCAUUCUUGCAAUCGAUGGAAAACAUGUUAGAAUUCGUUGUCCCAAUAAUUCUGGUUCUUUGUUUUUUAAUUACAAAGAUUAUUUUUCAACUGUAUUAUUGGCAAUGGUUGAUGCAAAUUACAAAUUUGUAGCAAUCGAUGUCGGGUCAUAUGGGAGAGAAGGAGACAGCGGUAUUUUUUUAAAAUCUACUAUGGGACAACAAAUUUUAAACGGUGUAUUCAAAUUUCCAGAAGAUAGUGCCCUUCCUGGUACUGAUAUAAUAGUACCUCACGUUGUACUCGGAGAUCAGGCAUUUAGGUUGCAUAAACAUAUUUUGAGACCGUUUUCUCAAAAAUCAGCAAGGGGAGAUAACAGCAAAACGGUUUUUAAUUAUAGACUUAGCCGCGCUAGAAGAGUAACCGAAAAUGCUUUUGGGUUACUAAGUCAAAUAUUUAGAGUGUAUUAUCAGCCAAUCAAUAUUGCUCCAACAACGGUUGAUGAUUUAAUUAUUGUGACAUGUUGUUUACACAAUAUGUUACGGGACGCAUACUUGGAAAAUAACGGAAAAGCAUACUAUCAAUUUGAUCAGGAAUGUUCAACUCAAAAUAAUAACAUGAUGUCAUUUUCUGGAGAAGGUGGAUUUAUAAAUACGGAAGGAGUUAGAGUAAGAGAUAUUUUUAAAGAUUAUUUUGCAAAUAUAGGAGCUGUACCAUGGCAAAUGUAA